Molecule: messenger RNA, 1052 nt
Organism: Tetranychus urticae (two-spotted spider mite)
Lineage: Eukaryota; Metazoa; Arthropoda; Arachnida; Trombidiformes; Tetranychidae
Product: phospholipid scramblase 2-like
Biological process (GO): plasma membrane phospholipid scrambling
Cellular component (GO): plasma membrane
Molecular function (GO): phospholipid scramblase activity
Source: RefSeq, a predicted model, not a curated record
CAGAAGUUUGACUAAAUUUUUGCCGAUUGACUGAGAGGAAGCUCAAAGUCACCACCCUUUUUGAACAAUUGAGUCACUAAUGAGUUAAUAUUUUCCCCAUAAGGCUGCAUAAAAAAGCUUCUGUUCAUUGGGAUCUGGGCUAAUUUUCUUGUUGGAAGAAGUUAAAUCAAAUUUAAUUCAGUGAUUGUAAGAAAACAUUUCCAUUCGAAAUUCAAUACAAGAACCUCCAGGAUAUCUUGUUGGUCCUCCAACCGAACGGCCAUCAAAUAAUGUGUUUCAUUCUCAACCAGGUAAUUGGAUGCCAGCUCCACUGAUACCGAAUUGUCCAUCAGGGUUAGAAUAUUUAACUCAAAUUGAUCAACUUCUGGUUCACCAGAAAGUUGAACUUCUUGAAGCUUUCAUUGGCUUUGAGACAAAAAACAAAUAUCACAUUAAAAACAGUAUGGGGCAGAAAAUAUUCAAUGCUAUUGAAGAUUCCGAUUGCUGCACCAGGGCUUGCUGUGGGCCUGUAAGACCGUUUAAUAUGAAAAUUACCGAUAACGAGGAACAAGAAGUUAUAAAUAUCUACCGGCCUUUGAAAUGUCAAUUAUGUUGUUUCCCUUGUUGUCUCCAAAGUGUGCAAGUUACUGCUUCUGGUAUCGUUUGUGGUUAUAUUGAACAAACUUGGAGUCUUUGCAAGCCUAAAUUCAAUGUUUGCGAUUCUUCUGGUGAAACAGUUUUACGCAUUAAAGGACCAUUUUGUACUUGCUCUUUUUGGGGUGAUGUUGAAUUUCAAGUUUUAUCACGCGAUCGUGACACUCAAGUCGGUCGUAUAACUAAACAAUGGUCUGGUUUAGCUCGAGAAUUAUUCACCGACGCUGAUCAUUUCGGCAUUUCAUUUCCAAUGGAUUUAAAUGUCAAUAUCAAAGCUGUUUUAUUGGGAGCUUGUUUCUUGAUUGAUUUCAUGUAUUUUGAAACUAAACAGUGAUCCUGUAGACAGACGAUUUGAAUAAACUGAGAUCUGAUACAAUUGCGUUUAAAUAAAAUGAACCAUUGUUGUUAAUGCAAUGAAA